AUGAACGGUCCUUCGUUUGCGGGGGCUUCUACCCAGCGACAUGCAUCCGUCAGUUCAUCCUCGACUAAUCCUCAACACCGCGGAUCUGCGACCAAUACAAAUAGCUCCUCUUUAUCUUCUUCUUCACAACACUUAAAUAAUGGCCCUGACGCCGAUGCCUCCACGUCUUCUUUGUCGUCUUCUGCUACCCCGCCUGAUUAUAUUGCGAAACCUUUUACGAGAAUAAAUGAUCGAACGUACUUUCGCGAUCCUGAAAACCCUUAUCCGCUACCAUGUGAUCUUCCGGAAAUACAUCGACAGUCCCUUCGUACGCUGACCUUGAUCCGAGUCUUCGGGGCUCCGUUCUGCGCGCCACAAUUGAAAGAUAAGCGACCGAAGAAGGUCCUCGAAUUAGCAUGCGGUUCCGGUCUUUGGUCGCAUGCAUGCCAUGACUACUUCCUCGAACACGAUGCCGGCGCCGCGAAAUCGCCCAAGGAUAGCAAGAAAACUACAACGUCCUUUACGGGCCUUGAUAUCGUCCCCAUUGCGCCAGAUUUGCGUCGGAAGGGAAUCAAUUGGCAUUUUGUCCGACACGACAUUCGCAAGCCUAGUCUACCAUUUCCUUCGGAACACUUUGAUUUUGUGUUUAUCAAGGAUGCCGGACUUUGUCAAUCCGCCACAGCGCAACAGAUGGAUCUGCUAGGUGAACCCUUGCGGGUACUCAAGCGCGGCGGUAUCCUUGAAGUCUGGGAUUCUGACCAUGUAUUCCGCGCACUGCUACCGAAUCCUACUCCGCCGCCUAACUUAUCCAAGAAAGACCAAAACCACGCCGACGCCACUGCGACGUACACAAUCUCUUCGGCGACACCGUUCGCUGCAGCACAAAACAAGUACUUGCUCGACUAUAAUUCAUGGAUCGAGAAGGCAUUCGAGAAGCGCAAGCUUACUCCAAUGCCAUGCGCCACCAUAGGUCUUUCUUUUACAACCGAGGCUGAUGCGUUUCACAAUGUUGGUAGUCGUCGCGUCGCAAUCCCGCUUGGGGCAGAGGUGCGGUGGGAGCAGACCAGUGGGCGGGGAAAGUUGAAUGCCGAGCAAUUAGCUCUGCGACAUACUGCACUCACCACUACCAUCCAGAUGAUAGAAGGAAUGGAACUGAUGUUGAUGGAGGCUAGCGGAAAGAGUAGGGACGAAUGGGAUCGAUGGUGGGCUGCCAUGACCACGGACUUCUUGCAAAAGAACGGCCUUGCCAAUGGCGAGUGUCUCGAAGUUGGCGCUUGGUGGGGACAGAAGAGAUAA
Talaromyces stipitatus ATCC 10500 is the source of this 1275-nucleotide messenger RNA. Its product is annotated as SAM binding motif containing protein. The transcript is spliced from 2 exons. NCBI's taxonomy places the organism in Eukaryota, Fungi, Ascomycota, Eurotiomycetes, Eurotiales, Trichocomaceae. Gene Ontology annotation, molecular function: methyltransferase activity. The record is from RefSeq and is a predicted model, not a curated record. Bases 1 to 1275 code for a protein of 424 amino acids.